This is a messenger RNA of Sesamum indicum (sesame), 1925 nucleotides long. Its product is annotated as glucan endo-1,3-beta-glucosidase 14. Gene Ontology annotation, biological process: carbohydrate metabolic process. Lineage: Eukaryota; Viridiplantae; Streptophyta; Magnoliopsida; Lamiales; Pedaliaceae. The record is from RefSeq and is a predicted model, not a curated record. Gene Ontology annotation, molecular function: hydrolase activity, hydrolyzing O-glycosyl compounds.
UGUGAAGGUAAUGGUCUUAGCAUAUGUGGGAAUAAUUCUUUUGUGGAAAUGAUGUUUCGAAAGUAUGCAUUGUUGCGUUGUAGAAGUAAUACUAUGUGAUAAACAACAUUUCACAUGAAUAAAAUCCUCCGUGAUGGAGAAGGUCCUAUACCAGGGAUCCGCUCUAUCCCAAGUUUUCCAAUUACAUGAAAGGAGCACGCAAUUGAAGAUCUCAUUUAUUCCUAUAAUAAACUCAGAAUAGGAGGGAAAAUAUUUUUCCGAAAGCCAACAAAAGAUACUCGCAAAAGUAUGGAUCAAGAUUCAUGAAUGAAAAGCAUACUUUGUGAUGGUGAAAAGCUAAGAAUCUUAUUCCAAGCCACCAAGUUAAAACAUCUAUUUCCUCUAAACUCAUAUUUCCCCCUGAGAUUUUUAGAUUAAGGUUUGGAAUCUUUUAUUGUUUGGUCUUUCAUCUAUGUCAAUGGUAUCCCUGCAAUGGAAGGCAACAUUAGGAUUGUUAUUUAUUUAAUAUAACAGCAUUAGGGUCCCCACUUCUUACAAAUGGAAUGGUCCUUUGUAUUACUUCUCAUUUCAAGAUGGUGGGAUUCUUUACCUUCUUCCUCUGCUCUUUCUUGCUCUUAAGUUUCCCUUUCUCAGAUGUUUUAGUGGUGCAAGCUUUCACAGGUACAUACGGAGUGAAUUACGGCAGGAUAGCCGAUAACAUCCCUCCACCAGAGAGUGUAGUGACCCUUCUAAAGGCAGCCAAGAUCAAGAACAUCAGAAUAUAUGAUGCUAAUCAUGAUGUUUUGAGAGCCUUUAGAGGGUCAGGAAUUGAAAUAAUCGUUGGACUUGGGAAUGAAUACUUGAGAGACAUAAGCGUUAGUCAGGACCGUGCCAUAGAGUGGGUGAAACUAAAUGUUGAGCCCUUCCUCCCAGGAACACUAAUACGUGGGAUAGCUGUAGGAAACGAGGUUCUUGGAGGAGUUGAUGUAGAACUGUGGGAGGUUCUUGUUCCAGCUGUGAGAAAUGUGUACAAUGCCCUUGACCAUCUACGUUUGUCCGACAGAGUAGAGGUGUCGAGCCCACACUCUGAGGCUGUUUUCGCCAUUACGUACCCUCCAUCCGCAGGGGCAUUCAAGGAGAGCGUUCUUCCUUACAUGAGGCCACUCUUGCACUUUUUCUCACAGAUUGGCACGCCGUUUUACAUCAAUGCCUACCCGUUCUUGGCCUACAUGAGCGAUCCGGCACACAUUGAUCUAAAUUACGCCCUUUUCUUGAAAAACCCUGGAGUUUACGAUGCUAAAACAAAGCUGCAUUACGACAACAUGUUUGAUGCUAUGGUGGAUGCUUCUUAUGCUGCCCUGGAAAAGGUUGGUUUCAGUAACAUGGAAGUCAUCGUUUCUGAGACCGGUUGGGCAUCCAAGGGAGACGAAAAUGAAGCUGGAGCUAACGUAAAGAACGCGAGGACAUACAACCGUAAUCUGAAGAAGAGGCUUCUAAAGAAGAAAGGGACUCCUUACAGGCCAAAGAGGGUGGUUAAGGCUUAUGUUUUUGCGUUGUUUAAUGAGAAUUUGAAACCGGGUCCGACAUCUGAGAGGAACUUUGGAUUGUUUAAGGCUGAUGGUAGCAUUUCAUAUGAUGUUGGGUUCACAGGGCUGAUUCCUAGUUCAGCUUCCUCGGUUCUUGGCUCCAUCGAGUUAUUGGCUCGUGUUGUCUGUGGAGCAGUUGUGCUCAUGCUGAUCUGAUAUUGGCGAGAGGGAUGAGGCAGUUUCUAACAGUGUAUAUAGUUGCUUAUACAUUCUAUUUUUUUGUUGUUUAUGUGUAUAAGGUCGUGUAGAAGCUAAAUUGAAAGUGUUGUAUAUUGGGUAGGUGGAUAAUUCAUGUAUACCUCAAUUUUUAAAAUUAAGAUAUUGCCCCACUCUUGGUGCAAUAAAGCACCCGAUGUAGCA